AUGGAAACCCGUAAUGAAAACACAUUGAACACCGAGGAUGCGGACUCGGGGAGCUCUCGGUCGCCCCGUGCAGAACGGCCCGACAUCGGCGAACAAUACCAACAACAGACGACGUCCGUGAACGUAAACAGACGCAAGAUAAAACGACAAAACAGACCAAAGAGAGUCUCUCAAUCGCAAAUAAAACGUGCUCGGUCGGAUAAAAUAAUGACGGCCCGGAAUGUCGGGUUUAGUAACUCCGAAGCGUUGUACGCGAUUACAUCUCCUACUCCGUUCAUGGACACCGAAACCAUAGAACUAUUGGUGACUGUAACUAAAAACAAACUAAUGAAUGUCAUACGCAGAAAAGGCCCCNAUAUUUUUGUGAUUUCAGGAAAUGCAAACGGUAGCUUUAAAACAAUAUUAAAUAUUAAUUUUAAUUUUAAUUGGGACAUGUCUUCUAGUUCAAAUGUUGCCUUAAUUAAAGAAAAUUCUGAUGGCAGGCUUAAGAGGACGUUUUACCCACAUCUACUGUCUCAGUCCAACUACCGGUUGAUAUGCAAAUGCAAUGCAUAUGCACAAUAA
Messenger RNA from Cinara cedri, 564 nucleotides. The record is from the annotation of a GenBank genome assembly. NCBI's taxonomy places the organism in Eukaryota, Metazoa, Arthropoda, Insecta, Hemiptera, Aphididae.